ACAUUCUUAGCAUCGCUCGCGCCGCGCCGCGCCGCCCGAGCCGAGCCGAGCCUCUGCAGCCGCCGCCGCGGCCCCGCCGCCCGCCGCGGGCGCCCACCAAGCACUUUGCAGACUCGCUUCCACCUUGAGGGCCAGUCCGCGCGGCGGGGCCCGGGCCCGGGGCGGCCGCGUCCGGGGACAGGUCAUGCAGUGAACCCCCCCACCCCGUCCACCUUUGCCCGGAGCCGCGGGCAGCAGCCCAGUGCGCCCAGCCGGCCCCGGGGCAGGAGCGGUGCUAGGCAGGGGUGGGGUGGCCGGCCCGGGGACCGGGAGCCGGGGAGGGAGCCGCGCACCGAGCUGAGGGCGGGGGAAGCGGCGCCGAAGUUUGCCUCGGACGCGCCGGGCGCUGCGGCGGCUCCCUUGGCCGAGGUUUAUUUUCUUGAAAAGGCUCCAGGCUUCGGCUUGGAAAAUCCAACCGCCAAAAUUGAGCCUAGCAGCUGGAGCGGCAGUGAGAGCCCUGCCGAAAACAUGGAAAGGAUGAGUGACUCUGCAGAUAAGCCGAUUGACAACGAUGCCGAAGGGGUCUGGAGCCCCGACAUUGAGCAGAGCUUUCAGGAAGCCUUGGCUAUCUAUCCACCGUGUGGGAGGAGGAAAAUCAUCUUAUCAGACGAAGGCAAGAUGUAUGGUAGGAAUGAAUUGAUAGCCAGAUACAUCAAACUCAGGACAGGGAAGACGAGGACCAGAAAACAGGUGUCUAGUCACAUUCAGGUUCUUGCCAGAAGGAAAUCUCGUGAUUUUCAUUCCAAGCUAAAGGAUCAGACUGCAAAGGAUAAGGCCCUGCAGCACAUGGCCGCCAUGUCCUCAGCCCAGAUCGUCUCGGCCACUGCCAUUCACAACAAGCUGGGGCUGCCAGGGAUCCCACGCCCCACCUUCCCUGGGGCGCCGGGGUUCUGGCCGGGAAUGAUACAAACAGGGCAGCCAGGAUCCUCACAAGACGUCAAGCCCUUCGUGCAGCAGGCCUACCCCAUCCAGCCGGCGGUCACGGCCCCCAUUCCAGGAUUUGAACCUGCAUCAGCCCCAGCUCCCUCGGUCCCUGCCUGGCAGGGCCGCUCCAUUGGCACAACCAAACUUCGCCUGGUGGAAUUCUCAGCUUUUCUCGAACAGCAACGAGACCCAGACUCGUACAACAAACACCUCUUCGUGCACAUUGGGCAUGCCAACCAUUCUUACAGUGACCCAUUGCUCGAAUCAGUGGACAUUCGUCAGAUUUAUGACAAAUUUCCUGAAAAGAAAGGUGGCUUAAAGGAACUGUUUGGAAAGGGCCCUCAAAAUGCCUUCUUCCUCGUAAAAUUCUGGGCCGAUUUAAACUGCAAUAUUCAAGAUGAUGCCGGGGCUUUUUACGGUGUAACCAGUCAGUAUGAGAGCUCUGAAAACAUGACAGUCACCUGUUCCACCAAAGUUUGCUCCUUUGGGAAGCAAGUAGUAGAAAAAGUAGAGACGGAGUAUGCAAGGUUUGAGAAUGGUCGCUUUGUGUACCGAAUAAACCGCUCCCCGAUGUGUGAAUAUAUGAUCAACUUCAUCCACAAGCUCAAACACUUACCAGAGAAAUAUAUGAUGAACAGUGUUUUGGAAAACUUCACAAUUUUAUUGGUGGUAACAAACAGGGAUACACAAGAAACUCUCCUCUGCAUGGCCUGUGUAUUUGAAGUUUCAAAUAGUGAACACGGAGCACAACAUCAUAUUUACAGGCUUGUAAAGGACUGAACAUGGUUAUUUAUAUAUAUAGAUAUCUGUAUAUACACACACACACACACACACACACACACAUAUGUGCGCGCACACACACACUCUCCAUUAUCGAACGACUGACUGUAAACCUCACCACACAAGGGUGGUGCCCCGGCUCUGAGGUCACCCUGACUUUUCUAAAUCCUGUUUGAGUGAAGUCAUUUUUUCAUGUGUUCAUCCUAUCAUUGUAGCUGUGAAGUUCUGGUACAGUUGUAAAAAGAGAAAUCGAGUUGUUUCUAUGUUCUUCAGAUCUGCAGCCCACAAUUCCUCGGCAAAGUUGAACCUUAAGACCCCAAGUCUCUGUCUGCAGAGACCUGUUUUUCUAAUUGUGGUAGAAAAUACUGAGACAGAGCAUUUGCCAUGGGACA
This is a messenger RNA of Ceratotherium simum simum (southern white rhinoceros), 2135 nucleotides long. It is a transcript of the gene TEAD1, whose product is annotated as TEA domain transcription factor 1. The record is from RefSeq and is a predicted model, not a curated record. Gene Ontology annotation, cellular component: transcription regulator complex. Lineage: Eukaryota; Metazoa; Chordata; Mammalia; Perissodactyla; Rhinocerotidae. Gene Ontology annotation, molecular function: DNA-binding transcription factor activity, RNA polymerase II-specific; RNA polymerase II cis-regulatory region sequence-specific DNA binding. Gene Ontology annotation, biological process: embryonic organ development; hippo signaling; regulation of transcription by RNA polymerase II.